GCGGGUUCGGGGGCGGGGCCGGGCCGCGGGCCACCCCGCGCCGCUCCGCCGGGUCCGCUGCGCGCGGUGCGGGUCCUGCGCGGAGCAGAGCGGGACGGAGCGGAGCGGAGCGGGACGGAGCGGAGCGGAGCGGAGCAGAGCGCUGCCGGACGGGGCCCCGCGCAGGAUCCGCAGGGCUGUCUUGGGUGAAGAACUUGCUGAUCUGGUGGUGACCCGUCUCAGCAGGCCCUGGCGGGACCCGGCGGUGGCCGCGCACCGUGCUGUGUUCAGCCGCCGAGGCCACAUGAACGUUUUGCCCGUUGGCGGGCUCCCGGCGUCUUCAGAGGUACAGGCUCCCGGCACCUCUCCAGCCUCAAUGAGCUGCCGAGAGAGCGAGUAUUUGGAUGAGCACAGGAAGUGCGUCCCGUGCAGAACUUGUAUGCCUGGGCAGGAGCUUUCCAAGGAUUGUGGUGAUGGUGGAGGGGGGGAUGCACAGUGCAUCGCUUGCCCUCCCAGGAAGUUUAAGGAUAGCUGGGGACAUCAUGGCUGCAAACCCUGUCUGUCCUGCACCCUCAUCAACCGUGUCCAGAAGUCCAACUGCACAGCGACCACCAACGCGGUCUGCGGGGAAUGCCUGCCGGGGUUCUACCGUAAGGCCCGGAUCAGCGGGCAGCUCGACUGGGAGUGCAUCCCGUGCACCAAGCAGACGCCCUCCUCCGAGCCUCAGUGUCGGUCCAGAACAAACCUGGUGAAGGUAGCUGUCCCCACUGUGCCACCACAGGACACGGCCCUUCUUGCACUGACCAGCAGUGCCCUGGUCAUCAUUGUACUGGUACUUCUGGCACUGUCCAUCAUCUACUGCAAGCGUUUUUGGAAGAGCCAGUGCCAGCGAGCCUUCCUGAGGACUCAGAAUUUCUCAAGCCAGCGAGCAAUGUUCCCAGCCUCAGCUGCGCCCGGCAGAUUUCUGUGUGAAGAACAGAUGUCUGGUCCCUGCUGCCUGGGCGUGAAGAACCUGAGCCCCUGCUACAGGCAGGCAGAAGGCCCAGUGGAAGCAGUUCAGUUCAUAUCAGAUGGAGAAGCCAUUGGUCUUCAACUCCCGGCUCUCCAGCCUGAGCUGGAGUUGCCUCAGGCGACUGCCGUCAGCCCUGCUCCCAAAUCCCAGCUGGUGAGGAGCAUGCUGGAAACUCAGCCCCUGAUCAGGAACUCAGGCUGCAACGACUGCUUGGCGGGGGGCUUGUCUCCCUCUGACUUCAGGCAGGGCCCAGCCGGGGUGGCGGAGGCCCUGGCCCCCCUUUCGUCGUGCGCCUCAGAAAUGCAACACAAGUGGCCCCAUGCCCCGGUGGAGUGUACGGAGCUCGAUCUGCAGAAGUUCUCCACCCAGAUGGACUUUGUGGGCAAUGAAAGGUCAGAGGAUGCAGUGAGCCGGGUGGCUCAGAGAAUCCCGAAAGAGAACAACGGUGGAGUACUUGAAGCAAAGAAUGGGCUCGUUUUGGAUCCGACAAGGGGCCUGUCCUCGGCCUUCCAAAAUCCUGCUGCUGAAAGGGGGGAGCAACCAGUGAAUGAUGCCCAGAGCCUUGUGACUCAGAUCAGCAGCACUACAAAGGGUCUCCUAGUAGCAGAGCUGCCCCAUUCCUUGGUGCAGUCACUUGCCUUCUUGCUAGACCCUUCCUUGAAUGGCGUGAAGAAUUUCAGCCACGUGGCACUGGAGCUGGGGGUCACUCCCCAACUGUUGGGAAGGAUACCUGGAUUUGAGCAACUCGUCGCUCACUUCACCUGCUCGGGAGACACUGUCACCGUUCCUGUCCUGGCCCAAGCUCUGCAGCGACUGCAGCGGUUCGAUGCCUUGCUCCUGCUGUGUGAUCACUUUGCUCUCAGCCAGAUUCAGGGCCGCCAGUGCUAAGAGGAGGCAGGGAAGGGACAGAGGAAGCUCCAGGCACUGUCUUUACUGGUAGGGGAGAGGAUCUGGUAGCACCGUGGUCACAUAAUCUCUUCAGUGUGCAUGUGGUGAUUAUGUGGAGAUGGUCUUUGCGUCAUGGAAUAGAAGCACGUGAGCAGGAGCAUCCCUCCUGGGAGGAGAGCAGAGGCGUGCUGGGGAGGUGACAACGUCAUGUAUCCUCACAGCCUUCACCUCUGCCCUUGUGGGCAGUUGUGAGGUUUUUCUCAGGCCCCUCCGGAAUCCAUUUUUCUUCAGCUGUAUUUACAUUCUUGUCCAGAAACUGAGUGGCCUCACAGUUGCUGUGCUGUCUGCUCUGUGGAUUGGUGAUGGUGUGUAAUAUUCUUUGCAAAUCGUUAGCCUUGUAGGCGUUGUGGUUAUUUCUGUAAGGUUCCUCAGCCGCGUUUGGUGCUGGGGUUUGGUGUUUGUGGGCAGCCCUUGAGCUGUCUCUGCUUUGGUGAUGGAACAAUUCUUCAGGUGCUGUACAGGAGGGUCCUAAGGUAUCUUCCACUUUAAUGGCACUGGGUGUUGGCUUCUGCUCCUCAGUUGUUUGCAGCUUUCUUACAGGCCCAACAAUCACUUCUUUCCCAUUCCAGCUUUUCAGAUGUUGGACCUUCUUCAUUUGGCCAAUACUGUGGUUUUUUGGGUUCGCGUUGCCACUUUCUGAGUUUACUUUUUGUUUGUUUCUUCCUCUGUGCACAGUUCUUGGAGGAGAACCUGUCUGGCCAUUACUUCUGUGGCAGAGGGGGUUAGGUAUUCAGUUUGUGUGCCACCCCAAAAUGUGGCAUGUUUAUUCCAUUUCCCUUUCGUGAAAUGGUACGGUUUUCUUGAAGGAGUUUUGGACUGAGCAUCAGGAUUUUUAGAUAUAAAUUCUUCUUAAAGUUUCAUGCUGUAUUGCUCUCAGCCGGGGUAGCAAUUUGCUCACUUCCCCCGUCUCUGCUCUGGUGUGUCGCCUCUGCUAGCAGCCUGCUUGCGGUGGAUGAGGUUUUGAGAACUGAGGCUGCGGUGAAACGUUGGGGUAGCACAGGCAGGGCCACUUCCACCGAGUUCUGCAGGUGCCCGUGGAGGCGGCUGGAGGCUUGUGACUAGAAAGCAGUUGGUGUCACGCCAGCACCAGGCGCUUACGGAUUUAGCUGAGGACUGAAAGUCCUUACCGCAGCUUCGUCACAGGGAGCACUAAAGUCACUGUGCCAAUAACGGCAGGGCAGGCUUGUUUUAAAAUGACCUUUUUCUGCCUAGAAAUGAUGUAAUUUUCUGGUCUCCGAGAGUGCCUGUAGUGGAGGGGAACACCCUUCCGAACUUUAGCUGUUCUUGGAGGAUCUGUCAGAGCUUGCAGCAGUUUGGCCCGCGCUAGACUCCCCCGUGUUCUUGGAUGUCGUCCCCUGGGGCAGAUUCCAAGGCUGGUGCCUGCAGGUUGCCGGGCGAUUGCAUGAAGCUGCCACCGGCUUCUGGGUUUCCUGUGUUAAGCAGGGUUUUCCUGGGCAGUCUGGCGGGUUGGGUUUGCGGGAUGUGGUGGCGUAUGAAGCGACCAGAGUCAGUCGGGAGGCUGGGGAGAAGCUGCCGCGAGGAAGCUCUGCGCUGACGGACAGCAGCAGUGUCAACGCGGGCCUCUCGCCCCGGUAUUUUUGUCGGGGCAAAUACCCGAGCAGAAAUGAGGCACGCCCCGCAGCGCCCGGGGAGAGGCCGUGCGGAGGCGGGCAGGAAUCCGGAGCUGGCGACCAGCUGCAGGAAGCUCUCCGGCGGCAGAGACGCGUCCCGGGCUCCUCCGCGCCGGCGCCCGCUCGACCGGGGGAUUCCUUUCGCGCUGAGGUCAUUGCAGCGGCGACUGCCCCGGAGCGCCGGGCUGGGGACGCUGAAUUCGGUGUCCCCAGAAUCUCCGCAAACCACCUUUAGGUGGCAACCGACAAGUAUCUUUCAGACUGUCACCGAGGCUUCCCGGGCUGAAGCGUUUCGUGGUGUCUGGCCCUAAGCCGGCAGCCGCGGGCAGCGAGGCUCCUUUCCAGUACCCGCGGGGAGCGCGAGCUGGUUCGGCUGGUGGCUGGCGGGGGAAGGCAGCGGGUUCGGAUCCCCUGGGGCUGUUGGGAAACACCAUGCCGAUUCUGAGGACAGGGCUGCUCUGCAGUGACUAAGAGCGAGCGUAGGGUCCGUAGGGUCAUACCGGCACUGGAUGCCCAGGUUACCUUCGCUGUGACGUGGGCGAGAAAGCUGCGGAUGGGGUAUUGUCACGCUUCAGCUUUCUCUGGUCAGGACAAGAGGACACGGGCGGAGAGACUGGUGCCUUCAGGGAAGAGCGAGCAGGAGGUUUCAGCGCCCCGAACUCCUCAGCAGAGGGGCUAAGCGAUAGCGAAGCAGCACCGGGGUGUUGCUCUGGGGUGCUGCUUUCGUAGCAUCCCUCCCGUUAGUGCAAGCUGUGCUGUCCCCCAGUAGCGGAGGUCGCUUCUCCACCGCCCGUCCUCGCGCAGGGUCGGCGUUUGCCCGCAGAGCUGCGUGGCUUUGGGCCCUGUCGCCUCUGGCUGCGCGUGCCGUGCGGCGGUUAGGGCGGAGGGACGUUUUCCACCUCCUGAGCAGUCGGAGCUGAGCCGGCGCGAGGAGCAGAGCGGCGGGGAGAUCCCGAGGGCCGGAGGGGCCCCACCGCUGGCCGUGGUGAGCCGCUGAGCUGGGUGAGCGUGUCCCCCUCGGCCAUGGGCCCUCUGGCCUCUGAAGGAAGCCGGGAGCCCCGCUCCCUCCAGCAGCGCCCUCGGAGAGACGGUGCUUGCUUGAGCAGCACCACGUCUGAUCCCGGCUAAAAUCCAACUGCCUUCAAAUCGGUGGGUCAGGCCUUAACCUCUGCCGUGACGCACUGGGGAGGGGAGCAGGCUCGGCUCGCUUCUCCCUCUCUUCCCGAGCCACUUCUUGCCUCCCGGGUCUCCCUCCCUGCCUGCCUUUUCCUCCUCUCCGCCCCUUCCCGUCCCCUGGCCUGGUUUGCGGACAGGCCCCGCUGCGGGUCGCGCCCAGGCCCAGCGGCACCUGCGCUUCCCCGGGCCGCUGUCUUACCGGGGCCUGGUCCGCGGGGCCGGCUGCCCGAAACCGCGCCCGGCGCUGGGCUGGGUGGAAAACGCCAGUGUUUUUAAAUCCUAAAAUCCUAUUUUUAAGUCCGCGGGGUCCGCGGCCCGGCCGCCGGCCAGGGCGCUGCUCCCCUCCGUGCCGCGGCGGGACGCUGGAGCCGGGCCGUGCCGGGCCGCGGGCUUCGCCCCUUAUCUGACCGGGGCACUCGGAAAAAGCCGGCGGCCUUCUGGGAAGGCAGCGCUUCCUUCAGAUCUGCCGGAGCCCGGGUAUUAAUAGCCGCUUUGUUUCUUUUUCCCGUUAAAAGCUGCUGAGACUCGAGCGCGCUCAGGAUGUGGCCAGAUAACGCGGCGGCAUGGACUGUUUCAGCGGGACGUGACACCGUCCCUGCUCUUUCUUCCAAAGCCAAGGUCGUCUCGCUGCUCCUCGCUCUGCAAGGAGCAGGGGGGCUGCUGCGUCCUCUGCCCGUUGUAGGCUGGGGCCGGUCGAGCUCUCGUUGCGUGCUUGGUCAUUAAAAGUGUUUGAGGAGCAAAUGCAGGCUGGGGUUAGAGCCUCUUGUGUGCGGUUUAUCUGCGGCAGGGAGAGAGAGUUGGAAUUGAUAAUGCAGCAAAAUCAAUUAAAUAUUUAAGCUCUCCGUGGGCACGCUUACUCGCUUCCAACAGGAAUUAAGAUAAAUUCAAUGCAGGCAUUUAACUCUGGAGAAUUAGUACAACUUAUCUAAUCAGCUGCGGCUUUGAAGUCAAAGCCAGCCUAGGUGGGUUUUCCUGCCUGUCCUAUGUGCACGUGUCGCAAGUGCCAGCGGCGGCAGCCCGGGAGAGCCAAGAGCGACCCUGCUCCGGCCCCGCGCCGGACGCAGCCGAGGGUGUUCGAGGGCCUCUCCCUGCUCGUGUGCUGCAGGCUUGCUGCUGGCUCACGGCUCGUCUGCCCCUCCUGAGCUUGUUGGGCGGUUUUGUUGAUGCAUGGGCUCUGAAAAUUAAAAGGAUUUUUUUUUCUUUCUUUAGAGAAAUCAACCCCAUUCCCGUUAUAGUUUUUAAGUUAAACUACUGUUUUUCAGCUGUUUGGUGUCUGUGCUCCCCGGGGCCGGGGGCUCUCAGCGAGCCCGAGCGCGGCUGUGGCCCUGCAAUGCACACCGGCUCCGUGGGCACCGCCGGGCAGGGGCGAUUUUAGCCCGGUCCAAGAGUUUUUCACUUGUUCUUUGCCGUCAAGAGACAUGGAAAAACAUUGGACAUGGGAAAAACUGACGGUCACAGAGCGGGUGAGCUUGGAUUUCUUUAGCUGGGAACCAGUCGAAUUUAUACUUGACUUUGUUUUUUCUUUUUAAUAGUUUUUCAGCAUGGUAAGUGGAACGAAAGGGAAGGAAAUUCCCGUGGUGCUGAACCGUGCGUUGCAGCCUUGGGAAGCUGCUAAUGCCAGGUAGGCACGGCUCGGAAGGAGCUGGAAGAAAUAAAGUAAUCCAGCAUCUGUGCAACCCGCAGCUGGGAAUGAACGAUGGAAAUACUCUCUUUGCGGUGGGGUUUUUUACAAGUGAUUGUUUUGAUACCGGUCUUGUCUGAUUUAGGGAAAAUUUAUAGGAUAUGUUUAAGUUCAGUCCUGUUCUGGAAAGCUCCUAAGCACACUCUUAACCAUAGGCCAAUAUUAAGUCCUAUUAAAAUGAACAAGCACUGAGUGCGUCCUUGGGUGCUGUUCUCGAACAGGAUGCUUAAGGAAAUUGCACCUGCACGAGCAGGCAGUACUGAAGAAAACUCAGUUUUAAUGAUCUGGGCACACCUAAGUUCUCAGAAAACUCUGCAAGUGUUAGGGGGAAAUGCCCUGGGGGUUUUAGAUUACUUAACUGUACAGAUUCUGGUGCUUUUCUUUAAAAACAAUAAAAAAAAUGUAGCCGUGGUUUACCCAUGGUAAAUACGUGGUAUUUUUUAUGGUGGAUGUUAUUUUUCUCCUAAGGUUGCAAAUAGGUUAUUUAUAUUUUUGUAAACCCUGUGUCGUUAGCGUUGUAAUUCUGCACUGUAGCCGUUCCGGUGUUACUUGGAGAGCUGUCCGUGUUCGGACCACGUAACCGGAGCGGCCGACGCUCCCGCGCGGCCGGGCGCCCGGAGCUCCCGCACUCCUCCCCGGGGCCGCGCGGAGCGGUGUGGAGCGGUGCUGUGUGGUUGUAGUUCAAUAAAUUUCACAAUCAGAGGUGA
This is a messenger RNA of Dromaius novaehollandiae (emu), 7134 nucleotides long. RefSeq names its product ectodysplasin A2 receptor (gene EDA2R). Gene Ontology annotation, molecular function: protein binding; tumor necrosis factor receptor activity. The record is from RefSeq and is a predicted model, not a curated record. Lineage: Eukaryota; Metazoa; Chordata; Aves; Casuariiformes; Dromaiidae. The coding region runs from base 284 to 1879 and encodes 531 amino acids. Gene Ontology annotation, cellular component: plasma membrane. The transcript has 10 exons. Gene Ontology annotation, biological process: positive regulation of JNK cascade; tumor necrosis factor-mediated signaling pathway; positive regulation of canonical NF-kappaB signal transduction.